AUGGAAGCAGCGGCGAAAAAGGUCCAACUGCUGGCCCAGCGCAUCCUGCCCGAUCGACCGCAUCAUCUUUCCGUGUCCCCCGAUCAGCGUUUUCGAGUCCCGCCCGAUCAUAGCAAGACCUUUGAGGAGUACAAAUACCAGCGCCUGCAGUACAUGACGCUGUUGUCCGACGCGGAUCGCGGUAUGCUACUCACUCGCCCGUACUAUGAUAUGCGCGAAGAACCGCCGAUUCCACCAGCUGUAAAAGACUCGAACGUGAAAAUGGAAAGGAAGAAUGUGACGAAGCUGUCACUGAGUGAUUAUAAGAACAAGCAGAAGAAGGUGUCGGAUUCUCCUCCCGACUCCGGAUCGACGCCCAAGACGGACGUCUCGCGAAAGGAAAGGGAUUUGAUAGAAAGUCGAAUUGACCGCGAACCCAAGAGGACGGAUGUAUACAGACAUCGGGAAACGGACGCAUCAAGGGAUGUCAAGGCGCAUAAGGCACGCGACGGCGCCCACUAUGAAAGAACGAGCAGACCCGAAGUUAGGCCUAGGGCAGCCCAGGACAGCAAUGAUACCCCAGAGAAGAGGAAAAGAGUCGCGGACGUGGAGGGUGAACUGCGACCUCAGAAACGAGCGAAACCCGAAGCUAGCACACCGCUCGACGAGCGAUCGCGAACACCUCGAGACGAUACGCCGAGAAGAAAAGAGAUGCACUCGUCACAAGACAGGACGCCGCAAAAGGACGGCAAGUUGGGCACAAGCUCAUCUUCAUUACCGAACGGGCGAUCUGCUCUCAAGGCAGCCCUAGGCUCAGGCGCGAACAAGUCUCCCAUUUCCCGUGCGCGAGGCGACUCUAUCAAUGGCAACAGACCCAGCCCCUCUUCCAGCGGUAGGGCACGAACUGAUACGGCGUCUUCGAGGUCAGCAGUUCCGCCGUUACUAUCCCCGUUGCACCUACCGAACGAAUCCGAUUCUCGAUCGAAAGAUAAGAGACGAGAUGAUCCUGGCGAGCACAACAGGCCGCAAAAGUCCUUACGAGCAGAGCCACCUCCGCCUAUCAAGAGGCCAAAAUCUCCCGUCAAGCUUCCGGCGCUCCUUUCUCCGACACUUCCCCCAAUGCUCGAGGAGGAGCUGGCCCGAAUGAAAAAUACUCCAACGAAAGGCUCCGAUCCAAGCCAAAAAACACAGCCCCCAGAUUCACCCACAAGCGGCAAGAGACCACACGUAGUAGUGAAGAGGGAAGAAGAUGACCGAAGAGAAAUAAAAGAGAAGGAGAGACCGAAGGAUAAACCUCGCAGGUUUAUGGUAACAUUGAAGUACAGCAAAAAGUACACCAAGUCGGUUCAGAGGCUACUAGCCCUAGGACCCCCAAGAAAAGACGUCAAGAAGGAGCGGUCAGUGAGUAUAGAGCCUCCACCGCCGCAGGCGCGGAAGCGACCGAUCACCAGCACCGAGAAUGUUGGCGAUUCGAUCGCGGUGAAGCGACCUCGGACGUCAGAAAUCACGAGCUCCUCCAAGCUCAUUACGCCCUCGACACCCUCGAAAGGGGCCACAUCGAUGUCAAGAGUGGCGUCAAGCAACUCGGUCAACACCCCUGGGGACGGCCACAGCCUAACUCCCGCGCCGCCGUCAUCAGACCGAGACCGGCCGCAAACCAGAGACGACAGCAGAGAAGCGGCGAACCCUCAUAGGAUCCAGGCGCUCCGUGACCGCUGGAGCCGAUUCAGCAAACUCGGCACCAAGCUAAAGCACGAGCGCGACAUACUGCUAGAGCGAAAGCACGGCGACCGGGGUGCUCCAGUCUCAGACUCUGACAUCAAACUCAGCAUGAUGCUCGGACUGGAAACGGCGAUGGCAUUCAUGGUCAGCUUUAGAGCGUUGUUCGAGUCGCGGCGUAUAGAGAAUAAGGCACAGGAUCCCAAGCAGUGGAGCAGCAUCCUGCCGUUGCUGAACGUCAUGCGCAACGAUGUACGAAAGAGCAAACCAUUGGAGGCACUAUUCUGGCAGCUGCAUGGCGUGAUCCAUGAGGAGCUCAUCAAGUGCUACUGGUCGCUCGAUCCAGCAACUCACGCAGUACACAUUAUUGGCGCAGAAAGAGGUCGAUCAAAUGUAUGGAAGUCCGCAUUCGACUCGACGGAGCGCGUCGAAGUCCCAGCGAUGCGCACGAACAUGGGCCCGUGGACGACCGUGGAGGAAGCCGUAUCGUCGGCUCUUAGGAUCAUGCGGCGCUGGGCGCAGGAGGAGGGCGUCUCAUGGCGCGCCGAGGUCACAGUGUCAGCCGCCAACGGAACGUUGUCAUAG
Colletotrichum orchidophilum is the source of this 2283-nucleotide messenger RNA. RefSeq lists its product as uncharacterized. Bases 1 to 2283 code for a protein of 760 amino acids. The record is from RefSeq and is a predicted model, not a curated record. The transcript is spliced from 2 exons. Lineage: Eukaryota; Fungi; Ascomycota; Sordariomycetes; Glomerellales; Glomerellaceae.